Durotheca rogersii is the source of this 2052-nucleotide messenger RNA. Its product is annotated as major facilitator superfamily domain-containing protein. Gene Ontology annotation, biological process: transmembrane transport. Gene Ontology annotation, molecular function: transmembrane transporter activity. The record is from RefSeq and is a predicted model, not a curated record. NCBI's taxonomy places the organism in Eukaryota, Fungi, Ascomycota, Sordariomycetes, Xylariales, Xylariaceae. The transcript is spliced from 7 exons. The coding region runs from base 198 to 1835 and encodes 545 amino acids. Gene Ontology annotation, cellular component: membrane.
CGCCGUGAUACAUGCAUACACCAUCACAUACCUAUUCGCAUAUCCGCCACAUCGCCCCCGUCUAAACCCGUCGUUUCCUCCCUCCUUCGCCCUCCCGCUUUCUACCUACCUAAUUUCCCAACCUCUCGACUCCUCAACCUCUCCUCACCCCGACCUUCGGCACAUUCUAUGGUCUCCCUGGAACGACUGUGCCCAGCAUGACCCGGAGAAAAACGACCUCGGUUGCCACAGAUGAGUCCACGCCGUUGCUUCGAGAUGGAUCUCCUCCGCAGACUACCAACCGUGCCACCGCCCGCGCCGUCUUCGGGCCUGCUAAUCGCAUCCUGCUUGCCGGCUUCAUGAUGGCCUUCACCCUCGGCAUCACCCAGGUCCCCAUCAUCUACGUCUUCCGCCUCAUGGAAUGCGAUGUGUUCUACACGCACCACCCGCCCUUCGACGGCCCCGGCGACCGCUGCCACCGCCGAGAGAUCAACGCCGGCACCGCCACCCAGGUCUCCAUCUUAGGCAUGUCCACCUCCUUCAGCGGCGUCUUCAACUUGUUCAUCUGCGGCUACUUCAUCAAGCUCUGGGGCCCACGCUGGGCUUUCGUCUCCCAAACCGCCCUGUUAGGCGUGAGAGUCUCGACCCAGAUUCUCGGCGUCGCCGUCGGCGGCCGGACCGGCGAACUCAUCUUCCAGGCCUGCCAAGCUAUCGGCAUUAUCGGAGGCCCCCGCGGUUACCAACUGGUUCUUAAUACCGCCGUCAGCGAAUUGGUCGCGCCGAGGGAUCGUACCGCCGUUUUUGGACGCCUCCAGGGGUCAAUUAUGCUAGGGACGGCUUUUGGAUACCUCCUGGGAGGUGUCCUCGGCGACGUCUAUAAUAUCAGGCGCCCCUUCGAGGUAGCCUUCUUCCUCUACGUCAUAUCUACGCUGUAUGGAGCACUUUUCAUGCCGACAAUUACCGGCAGCGGAACCCUCGCCCAGAGGCCUCGCAGCCAGGGUAUCAGUGCUUUCUUUGCGCCCAUCAAAGUGAUCGUACCCCACAAGUACCUCCUAGAGUCUGGCAGAGUCGUCAAGAACUACAGCUUAAUAUUCCUCGCUCUCGGGAUCUUCCUUGGCGUAUUCGCUUCCGGGUAUGCCCCGAUACUUUUGCAGAUGUACGCCACAUCCGAGUUCGAUUUCGGGACUACCGAGAACGGAUACCUCAUGUUCGGGAAUUCGGCUAUCCGUGGUGUCUUCCUCCUCUUCAUGUUCCCAAAGAUCAUCUCUACCGGUAGAGUUUGGUUCAACGGCACACAGCAACCGGUGGAUGCGAAAGGUCAUCAGCCAGAGAGCCAUGUGCCCAUCAACCCGGACGAAUUUGAAGCCGACGAGGUAGGAGAGGUUCCGCAAGAACCGGUACAGGCUCCCGAUCCAGAUGAAGAGGACUCGGGAACAGGCUUCGACCUCUUUUUCGUCAAAUGGAGCCUUGUGAUAGACUCCAUGGUGACUUUUUUCGCCGGAUUUUCUACAGACGGCUGGCAAGUAUAUCUUGCGGGAUUCCUUCUACCAUUUGCUUCCGGAUCGGCACCGGCCGCGAAGGGAGUCAUGACAGAAUUAUGUCCGCCACACCUGCGGCCGGACGCGAUCGGCGCCAUCACGCUAGUCGAAAGCACGGCUACGCUGCUGACCCAGGGGCUCUUUGGUCUCAUCUUCGCUGCUUUCUCCGAAGCGGGCAAGCCAAGCUUAACAUUUUUCUGCAACGCGGGCUUCGCCGUGAUUGGGUUUGUCGUCUUGUUUAUGGCGCAACUGCCCCCAGCCAACAGCAAGAGAAUCGACGAGGAGGAUUCGGAGACCGAGACAGAGGUUGAAGCCUAGAUCCCCAGACUGCGCGCUAAAAAUAAAUUGUAUACAAUAGGCAUCGAAGGAACUGGUAAGAUGAACAUACCACCACAAAGUACAUUUUCGAAUUCUGGAGUUCAAAAAGGGGGGGGGGUCGGGGAAAAAGGGGGCCAGUAUAUUAUACUCCUUAGAAUGAUACAUACCUUACAAGACCGCAUUUCAGACAGAAUGGCGGCAGUCAUAAUAAAUAUAG